Penicillium riverlandense is the source of this 1284-nucleotide messenger RNA. RefSeq names its product ribosylnicotinamide kinase. The transcript has 2 exons. The coding region runs from base 1 to 1284 and encodes 427 amino acids. The record is from RefSeq and is a predicted model, not a curated record. NCBI's taxonomy places the organism in Eukaryota, Fungi, Ascomycota, Eurotiomycetes, Eurotiales, Aspergillaceae. Gene Ontology annotation, cellular component: cytoplasm.
AUGGGGUCGCAGCAAGACCGCGCCGUCAUCAUCGGCAUCUCCGGCCCCUCGUCCAGCGGCAAGACCACCCUCGCGAGACUAUUGCAGCGUGUCUUUUGCGGUGUGAGACUGGAGACCAAUGGAUCCGAUGCCAGUCAAGACAGGAAUAAAGACGUCACUGCAAAUAACGAGGAUGCUUCCGCGAAGCGUCUGAAUACGUUCAUCGUUCACGAAGAUGACUUCUACUACCCGGAUGAUAAAAUCCCAUGGACAACCACACCCUCCGGCGCAAAGGUCCAAGACUGGGACACCGCCGACGCAAUCGACAUCGACUUCCUAGCGCAAGCGCUCGCAUACGUGCGUUCCAACGGACACCUCCCUCCACGGCUCCAAAGCAAAGAGGACCAGAACGCUGUCACAGAUUCCGGGGUGGACGAUGCGGUCAUUGCGGAACUGAGAGAUGAAGUGGAGAAGAGGAUAUCAUCCAAACUAAAAUCAACAACUGCAACCACGGAAAAUCAUGAACAGGGACAGGGACAUAAAGCAAAAACAACAAUAGCCUUCCUCGAGGGAUUCCUCCUCUUCAGUCCCCCGCACCCAUCACAGCCACCAUCCCAGCAAAAGGGCGGCAGCGACAAAGCACACACCCUCCACCCAGUCCACUCAAACAUCCAUCUUCCCCUCUUCCUGCCCUGUUCCUACAACGUCGUCAAGACAAGACGCGAGGGGAGAUCGGGAUACGUGACGAUCGGACCAGGGCCCGAGCCGCCCGCGAACGAAGAUCCAACUCUUUCAAGCACCGGUGCAAAUACAAACACAGGUUCCGCCGAAGUCUCCGAGACAGACAAAAUGCACCAGAACAUGGAGUCACGAUCGCAUAUGCCCCUCUCGGCGGUGGGAGGGGCGCAAGGCACCGACGCGGAUGCCAAUGCCACAGUCCCCAAUAACGACAACAAGAAGGGACUCGAAAAGCCGGCAAUUGAUCUAAACAGCCCCGACGACCGCCCACCACAGAACUUCUGGACCGACCCGCCGGGCUACGUGGAUGAUGUAGUCUGGCCGCGGUAUGUAGAGGAUCACGCGUGGUUGCUUCUUCCGGAAGAGGAGUAUAGAUCUUAUAUGUCUCAGUCUCAAUCUCAUGAGACAGAGAAAAUGACGACGGCGGAGUUGAUUGCACGGGUUGGGGAUGGAUCUGCCAUCAGGACGGAUGUUGGGGUUGAGGUUUGCCCCGGUUUGGGGGAAUUGCCUAUGUCUGACGUUGUGAGGUGGGCUGUGGAUAAGGUGCUGGCUUAUUACGAGGCGUGA